UGACCUCAUCUCAAUUCGCAACUCCAGACACACAAUUCAAUUCGUCCUGCCCCCUCAUCUAUCAACCUGAACCCACCCAAGUAACCAACAUCAUGGCUCCCAAGAUUGCUAUUGUAUACUACUCCAUGUACGGCCACGUUAAGACGUUGGCCGAGGCUGAGAAGAAGGGUGCUGAGAAGGCCGGCGUGACCGUCGACCUCUUCCAGGUUCCGGAAACUCUCUCCGAGGAUGUUCUGGGCAAGAUGCAUGCACCUCCCAAGGCUGACGUGACGGUCUUGGAGGAUCCGGCAACUCUUGAGCAGUACGACGCGAUGCUCAUCGGUAUCCCGACCCGUUACGGCAACUUCCCUGCUCAGUGGAAGACCUUCUGGGACAAGACCGGCAAGCAGUGGGCGGCCGGUGGCUUCUACGGCAAGAUGGCUGGUCUCUUCGUUUCCACUGGCACUCUUGGUGGCGGCCAAGAGUCCACAUGCCUGGCUGCCAUGUCCACCCUUGCCCACCACGGUAUCAUCUAUGUUCCCUUUGGCUACACCAAGGCAUUUGGCCUGAUGUCCGAUUUGAGCGAGGUGCACGGCGGUAGUGCCUGGGGUGCUGGUACCUUUUCGGCUGCUGAUGGUAGCCGUCAGCCCUCGGCACGCGAGCUCGAGAUUGCUGAGAUUCAGGGUGAAUCCUUUGCGCAAACCGUGCUCAAGCACUUUGGCUAGAUCCGAUCAGUACAUACAACGACAUAAUAGAUCUGGACUGACCUAUCCCACCGGCUUACCCGCUUGAUUGCGUCCCUCGUAUAUGUGCCAACCACAGCAAAGGCC
Emericellopsis atlantica is the source of this 809-nucleotide messenger RNA. RefSeq names its product quinone oxidoreductase. The transcript has 3 exons. The record is from RefSeq and is a predicted model, not a curated record. Lineage: Eukaryota; Fungi; Ascomycota; Sordariomycetes; Hypocreales; Bionectriaceae. Bases 93 to 704 code for a protein of 203 amino acids. Gene Ontology annotation, molecular function: FMN binding; NAD(P)H dehydrogenase (quinone) activity.